This is a messenger RNA of Striga hermonthica, 2103 nucleotides long. The record is from the annotation of a GenBank genome assembly. Lineage: Eukaryota; Viridiplantae; Streptophyta; Magnoliopsida; Lamiales; Orobanchaceae.
AUGUUAUUAUUCUACCUUUUCACUUUUAUUUUUCUCGAUUUCAGCCUCGUCUCGUGCAAGCAAUCGGACAACAUGCCCUUAACCGAGUCGGACUACCGAGCCCUCACAUCAAUGAAGGCCCAACUCAUCGACCUCAAUCGGGCCCUCAUCAGCUGGAACGGAACCCGGGCUCGAACUUGUUCCUCUUGGGCCGGCAUCAAAUGCGUUACGGGACGAGUCACAUCCAUUCAGCUCCCAUGGAAAGGUCUACAGGGCCGGAUAUCCGAGUCAAUCGGGCAGCUUCGAGCCCUCCGCCACCUCAGCGUCCACGAUAACGGGCUUGUGGGGUCCAUUCCAACGUCCAUCGGGCUCCUUCGGAAUCUCAAGGGUGUUUACCUUUUCAACAACCGGCUUUCAGGCUUAGUUCCACCCUCGAUCGGUAACUGUUUGAAUCUACUCGCUAUUGAUCUUAGUAACAAUCGGCUAACUGGCUUUAUUCCGCCCAAUCUUGCUAACUUGACGAGACUGUAUAGAAUAAAUUUGAGUCGAAAUUUGAUUGCCGGGCUUUUGCCGAACGAGUUGGGUAGUCUUUCGAGGCUGAAUUUUCUAGAUUUGUCGAACAACACUCUCGACGGGGAGAUCCCGGUUUUUUUAUUUGAAAAAAUGGCGAACCUUUCGGUUUUGAACUUGAGUGACAAUAACUUCACAGGCCAAAUUCCAGAUACAAUUGGGAAUAAUAAUGUUUCUAGUUUGACCUCACUCGAUUUGUCACGAAAUAAUCUGACUGGUGAAAUCCCAGUUUCCAUUGCUAAUAUAAAAAACCUUUCUUCUUUCGAUGUUUCGUAUAAUGACCUUUUCGGCCCCGUCCCGCCUGUUCUUGCCAAGAAAUUCAACUCCACUUCUUUUAUUGGCAACAUUCAGCUCUGUGGAUACAGUUUUUCGACUCUUUGCGCUUCUUCUUCUCAAGAACCCGGGAAUAAUCCUCCUUUUACUUCUCAACAGGCACAACAAAAUCAUCACAAGCUUCGAAAAAACUUAAUCUUUAUAUCAGCCAGUGCCCUUUUUUUAGUAGUUAUACUCAUUUUAUGUUGUAUACUCCUCUGCUUCUGCCUGAUGAUGAGAAAAAAACGAGCUGACAAAAGUGGAAACUCAGAACCGAUGCCAGCUGGCAGCUCGGAACCCGAAAUGGGCGGGAAGCUGGUUCAUUUUGACGGGCCAUUUGUGUUCACGGCUGAUGAUUUAUUGUGUGCAACUGCUGAGAUAAUGGGAAAAAGUGCGUACGGGACGGCUUAUAAGGCGACAUUGGAGGAUGGUAAUCAGGUUACUGUGAAAAGGCUGAGAGAGAAAAUGACGAAGGCCCGGAAAGAAUUUGAGAUCGAAAUCGGUCAGCUCGGGCAGAUUAGACAUCCGAAUAUUUUAGCAUUGAGAGCUUAUUAUCUUGGACCGAAAGGGGAGAAGCUUCUUGUCUAUGAUCACAUGCCUAACGGGAGUCUCGCGUCCUUUCUCCACGCCCGAGGGCCCGAAACCAUCAUAUCCUGGCCGACGAGACUAUCCAUAGCCAUUGGGACUUCACGAGCUCUCCACCACCUUCACGACAAAGAGAACAUUAUACACGGCAACUUAACCUCAACAAACAUUCUAUUAGACGAGAAGAACAAUCCAAGGCUCGCCGAAUUUGGGCUUCCGCGCCUGGUCACGGGCCCUGCCAGCUCAGAGCUUGUGGCGACAGCUGGCACUACGGGCUACCGGGCCCCCGAGCUCUCGAAGCCCAACAAGAACCCGACCGCCAAAUCUGACGUGUACAGCUUGGGCGUGAUCAUCUUGGAGCUGCUGACCGGAAAAUCUCCUGUCGAGACUGAUGAAGAUGGGCCGGGCCUGCCCGAAUGGGUGGCCUCGAUUGUUAAGGAGGAAUGGACCAAUGAGGUGUUUGAUGUGGAGCUUUUGGGGGAAGCUGGUUCGGAUGUUGGGGAUGAGCUGCUCAACGUGCUGAAAUUGGGCCUGCAUUGCGUGGACCCCACGCCGGGGGCCCGGCCCGAUGCGAAGCAGGUGAUGGAGAAGCUCGAGGAGGUCAGACCCUGCCUGAAUGACUCUGUCGAAGAGGUCAGGCCCGGCCCCAAAGAGUAA